AUGGGCAUGAUGAUAGUCGAUCAAGGAUAUGAUCGUACCCCGGAACUACGCCGUGAUCCCUUUUGGGACUCCGUUCAUCCACUCUACUCUGAAGAAACGUCACGUAUUCCUAAUAAUGUACCGCAAGGAUCUGUUAGUCACGUAAAGUUGGCCAGUUCUGUGUCUGAGGUAGUUAUGAUGCCACAUUCUCGAGCUGAAACAGGAAACACUCCAGUAUUUUCCACUGGAGCUUCCAUUCGUAAGAGUAAAAACGUCAAGGUUAAAGACGACGAACGUUACAAACCACGACAACGUGAAGAAUCAAUGAUCUUCAGAAGUGUCAGGAUCGCACUCAACAAGAUCUACAACUCCAUAUCAUCAUUCUUUGCGUCCUUGAUUCCCGCCAGGAAGCAUAAGGAAGAAAAACCACCUAUCACGGUUCUUUCAGUCAGUCAACUCAAGCCUUCAGUCGACGAGCUGAACCUAUACACCAAUUUCACCCCAGUCAGUGUUGCCAUCCCCACUGAGGCGCCACUAUUCAAUGAAAAAUAUGUGGAAUAA
Cooperia oncophora is the source of this 540-nucleotide messenger RNA. The record is from the annotation of a GenBank genome assembly. Lineage: Eukaryota; Metazoa; Nematoda; Chromadorea; Rhabditida; Trichostrongylidae.